GCUACAGUGAAAACCAAUAAAAGUGUCCGUGAUAACUGAGCGCAUCUCUCCUUCCCCUUUCGCUUCGGAUGUGGAGGAGACCGACCUCGGACAUCAGAUGACAUUUGCACCGGAGGCGUCGCGGAAGAGGAGACCACUGACCCACAACACGUUCAUAUUAGGAGGUUGUCACGCUGUAGCCGGGUCAAGUGGAUGGACUGAGUAAAGCUGACGUGCUGUUCUGUCCUAUCAGGCUGAUGUAUCUGCCCAGUGAGGAGACUGCAGCCCUCAGGAGCCACAUAGCAACUCCACUUCACCCCCACCAUCAUCUCCUCAUCCUUUCCCAAGGGGCAUGCCUUCUGAACCCAGCCUCAGCAGUAGGGAGAUGCUGACAGGACAGAGGCUCUGCCAGUCCAAGUCCCACCAGGACUCGGUCCUUUCUGCCCUCAACCAGCAGAGGAAGGACGGCCUCUUGUGUGAUGUCACCCUGGUGGCCGGCGAGCAGAAGUUCCACGCCCACAAAGCCGUCCUGGCAGCGUGCAGCGACUACUUCCGGGCCAUGUUCAGCCUGUGCAUGGUGGAGAGCGAGGCAGAUGAGGUGACUCUGCAGGGGGUGACCAGCGUUGGACUGAAGCAUGCCUUGGACUUCGCCUACACCGGACAGAUUCUGCUGGAGCCAGCGGUGAUCCAGGACGUCCUGUCUGCAGGCAGCCACCUUCAGCUGCUGGAGCUCCUUGGCCUCUGCUCCCACUACCUCAUCCAGGAGCUGAGCAGUGUGAAUUACCUGGAGCUGUACCGGGUGGCUGACCUGUUCCACCUCCCCGCCUUAGAGGAGGCUGUGGUGGGCUUCCUGGUCGAGCAUCUGUCUGAGCUGAGCCAAAGCCGGCAGGAUGAGGCCCUGCAGCUGCCCUACCGCCUCCUCAGGGAGGUACUGAAGAGUGACCGGCUCACCUCCCUCAGCGAGGAGGAGAUAUGGAAGUUGGUCGUUCUGUGGCUGGAACACGACUGUCGCUACCAGUACACUGAGGAUCUACUGCAACACGUGCGCUAUGGCCUGAUGGACGUCCCCACGCUGCACCACCUGGCCCGUAACCACCCGCUGGUCCAGUCCAGCCCCACCGCUGCCUCCCUGGUGGAGGAGGCCCUGGACUACCACCACGCCACCUUCGCUCAGCCGCUCCGCCAGUCGGCCCGCACCAGGCCUCGCUUCCAGUCCCUCACCCUGUACAUCGCCGGCGGGAGGAAGCGGGAGGUGAGCAGGGUCAGGGAGCUGCGCUAUUUCAACCCGGCGGCUCAGGACCAUGUGCGGGUGGCAGGCGGGUCGAACUGGAGCGAGCUGGCGCCCAUGCCCACCGGACGCAGCCACCACUGCGUGGCAGUAAUGGGGAACUUCCUGUUUGUUGUGGGCGGGGAGGUGGAGCACGCCACCGGGAGGACGUGCGCUGUAAGGACUGCCUGUCGGUACGACCCCCGCGGGAACCGGUGGACUGAAAUCGCCCCGAUGAAAGUCUGCAGAGAACACUUUGUCCUGGGAGCUCUGGGUCAGUACCUGUACGCUGUCGGGGGCAGGAACGAGCUGAGGCAAGUGCUGCCCUCUGUGGAGCGCUACUGUCCCAAGAGGAACAAGUGGAUGUUCGUCCAGGCCUUCGACCGCUCACUGUCCUGCCACGCCGGCUGUGUGGCCGACAACCUGCUCUGGGUCUCAGGUGGGGUGACAAACACAGCUCAGUACCAGAACCGUCUGAUGGUGUACGACCCAGAACAGGACCAGUGGUUGGCCCGCAGUCCCAUGUUGCAAAGGCGGGUUUACCACGUCAUGGCGGCGGUGAGGAGGCAGCUCUACGUGCUCGGGGGGAACGACCUGGACUACAACAACGACCGCAUCCUGGUCCGACACAUCGACUCCUACAACAUGGACCUGGACCAGUGGACCCGGUGCUCCUUCAGCCUCCUCACAGGUCAAAACGAGUCCGGAGUGGCCGUCCACGACGACAGGAUCUACGUGGUUGGUGGAUACUCCAUUUGGACCAAUGAGCCUCUGGCGUGCAUUCAGGUGCUGGAUCUGAGCACAGAGGGAAAGGAGGAGGUUUUCUAUGGACCGACACUGCCGUUCGCCUCUAACGGAAUCGCGACGUGUUUCCUCCCCGCUCCUUAUUUCACCUGUCCCAACCUACAGACGCUCCAAGUGCCCCAUCACAGAAUAGGCGCCGUUUAACCCCAAACUGACGAACAAAACGCCACAAACACGAACCGCCCUCCACUCUGGACCUUCCACCCGGUUCCAGAACCUGGCCUCCCCGUCACAUGGUGGAGCAGACUGGGAUUUCUUUGAGACCCAAAUGUAAUAACAAUACUUUUCUGAUUUAAAACAGCUGUUAUUUUGCAAGCUUCUCAGAAACUCCGAAACAAGCAGAUGUGACAGUAAUCCGUUGUACCUGUUGUAUUUCCCCAAAGACUGACGCUCUCUUCCUGAUGUCCAGAGAAGACGCAAUGAGUAAGGAAAAUUACUUCAGAGGAAUAAUUCCCAAAGAAGAGAAACAGAAUCAUCGAACCAGCUGACUAUGAUGAUAACUGGUUAAAGAAAUGUCAUGAAGACCACUGGAGGUUGCACAGACUGUACCUUCGUAGCCUUUGUGGGGCUAUAGGAGGUUUUUUUUAGUCCAUAUCACUCCUUCUAUAGUGACGUUGGUGGUGUGGAAAAACAACAAAAAGAAUGAAAUCAAGAUGUAAAAGAGUUUUAUGCACUUUAAGCUGGCGGAUUGCAUCAACUGGUGUCAAAAACCUAAAGCAGAGACGCGCAAGUGCAUAAAUGACCAUGCAUUUUUAUUUAAUUCAAAUAA
This is a messenger RNA of Sphaeramia orbicularis (orbiculate cardinalfish), 2819 nucleotides long. RefSeq names its product kelch-like family member 32 (gene klhl32). The transcript is spliced from 11 exons. The coding region runs from base 332 to 2194 and encodes 620 amino acids. Gene Ontology annotation, molecular function: protein binding. NCBI's taxonomy places the organism in Eukaryota, Metazoa, Chordata, Actinopteri, Kurtiformes, Apogonidae. The record is from RefSeq and is a predicted model, not a curated record.